AUGGCUAGUGGUGCCAGUUCUCCGUGUGGUGCAUGCAAGUUCCUCCGCCGGAGGUGCGUCCCCGAGUGCGUGUUUGCACCAUACUUCUGCUCCGACCACGGUCCGGCCAUUUUUGCCGCCGUUCACAAGGUUUUCGGGGCAAGCAACGUCUCAAAGUUGUUGCUACAACUUCCGGUCCACCAACGGUUCGGCGCUGUCUUUUCUAUCGCUUACGAAGCUCAAGCAAGAAUGGAAGACCCCAUCUAUGACUGCCUCUCCUACAUCAUUGCUCUGCAACAACAGGUGUUGAACCUACAAGCAAAAGUGAUGGAAGCGAGAGCUCUGCAGGCACAGUACUUGCUGAAUUCAAUGAACGCCGGAAAUCAAUGGGCGACUACGACGGUGGGAGGGCUGCCGGAGCCGUUUUCGGCAGCUGAUCAGAACGCGACAAACCCCCGGUAUUCCGUUGAUCAUUUCAACGAUGGAGGGUUUUGGCCACCAGAGAUGUAUACCGGAGAGGAAGCGGUUCUGUUUCCGGCUGAAGGGAGUAACAUGCAGAGAGAUUCGCCCUCAGACUUGGGUGAACUCCAAGUUUUAGCGCUAAAAAUGACCAAAACCGAGCCUAGGUUCUAG
Molecule: messenger RNA, 612 nt
Organism: Ipomoea nil (Japanese morning glory)
Lineage: Eukaryota; Viridiplantae; Streptophyta; Magnoliopsida; Solanales; Convolvulaceae
Product: LOB domain-containing protein 16-like
Exons: 2
Coding region: 1-612 (203 amino acids)
Biological process (GO): hormone-mediated signaling pathway; positive regulation of DNA-templated transcription
Cellular component (GO): nucleus
Source: RefSeq, a predicted model, not a curated record